AUGAAAAAAUUUGGGCUUCUCAAUUCUCCUGUACUUCAACACAGACAAAAACUAUUAAGUUGGGUUGUUUUCUUUGUUGGCUUCAUUGGACUUGCAAGGCCAGACGAGAAGCCAUCUUCUUCUCAAAACCCCAAAACCACUGUUCACAGUGAAGAUUUGGUGGUGGUUAUGGAUUUUGUGGUGCCGCGGAAGCCAGAAAAUAAAGCCCAAAGUGGCCACAAAACCAUUGAUGAAGAUAACAAUGGUGGUAUUGGAAGUCUCAGAUAG
Messenger RNA from Ilex paraguariensis (yerba mate), 267 nucleotides. The record is from the annotation of a GenBank genome assembly. Lineage: Eukaryota; Viridiplantae; Streptophyta; Magnoliopsida; Aquifoliales; Aquifoliaceae.